AUGGCGCUGCCGGCGCUCCUGCGGUGUUCUGGGCAGAUAGGCUCCGGUCCAAGCUGGGCAGAGGUGAGGGGGAACCUGUCCUUCUACACUGCCAUGAACCUCGCCUCAAGAGACAUCACAGUGGACACGCAGUCCCCGCGAUACUGGGAGCUUCUAGAUGUAUGGAGGAAGAUUGACGGUAACCCUGUCCUGUCGCAGCAAGCAUCGAAUCAGUGCCCUGUUGGCUAUCUGACCUUGAAACUCCUGGGCUUCGUCUCCCUACGAGCCGAGGUGAUACUGGCGGAGCUUCUCAAGCUUGAAGGGGUGAUGAUCCAUCCAAUAUUGCGAUGUCUGGCCUCCACCUUGGACUGGCACAAAGUGGCCGACCUGGGAUGGCCCCUCUUCCGGCUGCUGGCCCGAGUCGAGAGUCCUGCUCACAACGAGCUUGGGAUGACCAACCCCUUGAACACCUGGUCCGAAGCAAACUGGUUGAGCGAAAUGCCAUACCUGGAGCUGGUGCAAAGACACCUUGAUGAAGGCAUCGCAGUCCCAGCAGCUGCAAGCGGCUUGCUGCUGUCCUACCCAGAUCGGAUUUCUCCCUACAGCCGUGCUACCGCGCUGCUGGCACUGGCCGAGGUGCUUCGGCCUCCACGCGUAGCCCCUGACCUCGUCGGAGAAGCUGAGCGGUUGAUUCGGCGGGCAGUGUAUAUUUUGUCUGAAGACUUUUUGGCGCCGAAAUACCCGCCAUUGGUGCCCCUGACCUCCCACUGGCCCGUCUUCCAACUCGCGGACCGAUUGGCUUGCAAGGGCGAAGUUCGCUGGAAUCUGCCGGCACAAGCAGCCCGCAGCAGACCGCGUGUCGCAGUGCUGCCGAUGCCAGAAAAGGUCUCUGAUGUUGUCCGCUCCUGCAGCCUGCCCUACUGUGACCUUAACUUCUUCGAGCUGGUAUUAAGGGCUGUGGCCGCAUCAGCAAGGAAGAGGCUGCAUCUCGUCGAGGUCGGUGCAAACCUUGGUGACUGCACCUUCUGGGCGGCAGCGCACCUGGGCAGGCGCUUCACCUCUGCCACAGCAGUCGAGCCUGUGCCGAGUGCAGCAGCGGCCGUCCGACGAAGUGUCACGAUAAACGGCUGGGAUUUCAUCCAGGUUGUGCAAGCAGUCGCCGGUGCCAAAGCCGGAGAGGGCUCAAUGCACUUCCUUGCACACAGUGCUGGAAAUCCCUAUGCGAGCGCUUCUGCGGUGCCGCUGCGAGACGUCGAGACACCCUCCGUGCCUGUGCGAAUGACAACUGUGGCACACCUGUUGUCCUCGCAGCCGCGACCUGGAACGGCGCGGCUGCUCAAGCUGUACGCCUACGCUGAUCUCCUGGAUGUGCUGAAGGGAGCAAAGUCGGCGGCAAGAAAGGUGGAUGCUGUGUGGCUGGCAUUUGCGGCUGGGCUCUUGCCCCGACCCCGGUCAGCAGCGGUGGCCAUGUUUGCAUUUUUCUACCAUCAGGGCUUUCGAGUGGCAUUGCCAAGCUUUGAGGUCGACUGGUGCAGAAGUUGGCGGCCGCGAUGGGUAGCGGAACAAAAGAUGAGGCAAUGGCUUGCCGCAACGCAGACCAGCAGAAGUGCACAUUCCAUGGUCUAUGUGGUGGCGUUCCGGCCGCGGGUGCUUCACUGCAAGCCUUGGCAAAGCUUCAAGCAGCAUGCAGAUGAAACCCGUGUUUGGGAUCGUGCCGGCAUCGCGAAUGGCUGCUUUUUCGGACGCUCUCGGCGGCAGCUGCUUAUGGCAAAGCGGCACGGUGCCACCUAUGCGUCCUACUUCCUCGGCGACGAAGAACUGGAGCUGGAACAGCAGAUCAGGGAGGAAAAAGUAGUAACAAGGCUUGACUUCUUCCACGACUCUGAUGGUGACAUCCACCCGCCGCAGCUGCCGUUCGAAGACGAUGACCGUGCCCAGCGCUGGUUUCAUCGAAAGUUGAAGAGCAAAGAUGGAAGCAAGAUUCGAGCGAAGCUUUGCAACAAGCUCGCGCUGCAGCUGCAGGGCAUGGGCCACGAGCUCAUAGGGCGGGACGCCAUCGAGCGCGUUUCUGAAGCUCUAACGCAGGGCACUGCAGAGGAGGGCCCUCUCGUCUGUAGCAUGCUGGCGAAGGAGCUAGAAGGAACUCGCUUUGAUCACCAUUGGGUUUCCCAGGACGGAAAAGGUCGCUACCGCCUGGGUGAGGACGGCAUGAAAGUGGCCGUACAGGUGCUGGACGGUAAGCUUCUGAUUCAUGGCUACUUCGAAGGUUCCUUGGUCCAUCCUGUCCGCAUUCCAAUCCUUGCUUUUCUGACGGAGCAUGGUAAAACCUCAGAGAAACAGCCCGAAGAUGAUUGUGAUCUCUUCGGUCAAGCUGCGCCCGCAACAGGUGAGAAGGAGGGAGGGCAGAUACGGCUGCGCUCCCGCUCACGCAGCCCACGGCCAAGCAAGGUGCAGGAAACCCCAGCGCAGGGUGGGCCAUUGCCAUUGCCACCGGGAUGGGUCAAGAAGGAGUCGCGCUCGAAGCCCGGCGUUUUCUACUACGCCAACGAGGCGAAGGGGCUAACGCAGUUCGAGCGGCCGACCUCGUAA
Symbiodinium sp. CCMP2592 is the source of this 2568-nucleotide messenger RNA. NCBI's taxonomy places the organism in Eukaryota, Dinophyceae, Suessiales, Symbiodiniaceae. The record is from the annotation of a GenBank genome assembly.